Nicotiana tabacum (common tobacco) is the source of this 687-nucleotide messenger RNA. NCBI's taxonomy places the organism in Eukaryota, Viridiplantae, Streptophyta, Magnoliopsida, Solanales, Solanaceae. The record is from RefSeq and is a predicted model, not a curated record.
UUGGAGAAAAGUGAUGGGAAUGUGGAGACUAAGGUAGUUUCUGUGAGUCCUGCAACAGAAGAUUGUGCCGAAGAGGCAAUUAAAGCUAUCAAAGCUGGAAAAGUUAUAACUGUGCCCACUGAUACAUUAUAUGGUUUUGCUUGUGAUGCUUGUUCUGCUGAGGUUGUGAAUCGUAUUUAUGAGAUCAAAGGACGUAAGCAUACAAGUCCUCUUGCGAUUUGUGUUGGCGAUGUUCAUGAGAUACAACGUUACGCUGUGACAGAUCAUCUGCCUCGUGGCUUGCUUGACUGCCUACUUCCAGGACCUGUAACUGUGGUCUUAAGGCGAUGUGAGUCAAGUAUCCUUGAGAAGUCAUUAAACCACAGACUAGACAACAUAGGGGUUCGACUUCCUGACUAUAACUUCAUCAGGAAAAUUGCUCGUGGUUCUAGAAGUGCCCUUGCACUUACUAGCGCUAACCUCAGUGGACAACCUAGUAGCAUAAACAUCAAAGAUUUUGAGAACCUUUGGGAGCAUUGUGCAUAUGUCUAUGAUGACGAAAUUCUUUCGGCUGGGCGAGCAGGAUCAACUGUGGUGGAUCUUACCAAGUUGGGAAAGUACAAGAUUCUUAGACCUGGGAGUGCCAAGGAAGAGACUAUUGCUAUACUUGAAAGACACUCCUCACUGGAAGAUGGAACUGGAGAUUAG